Molecule: messenger RNA, 1305 nt
Organism: Cladophialophora psammophila CBS 110553
Lineage: Eukaryota; Fungi; Ascomycota; Eurotiomycetes; Chaetothyriales; Herpotrichiellaceae
Product: acyl-CoA dehydrogenase
Exons: 3
Coding region: 1-1305 (434 amino acids)
Molecular function (GO): flavin adenine dinucleotide binding; acyl-CoA dehydrogenase activity
Source: RefSeq, a predicted model, not a curated record
AUGGCUCCUUCAAUCUCCCCAGCACCCUAUGCAGACCCGCCCUGGCUCUCGCGCGACAUCAGCCCAUACUACAACGCGAGCCACCGGCGCCUCCAAGCCGAAGCGCGCGAAUACGUCGCCACGCAUAUCACGCCGUUCUGCGAAGACUGGGAGCGACAAGGUUCCGUGCCCAAGGAAGUCAUCCUCAAUCAUGCGCGGUUGGGAUACAUGGCCGUCUCGAUGUACCCGCUUGCCGUUGCGCAAAUAAAAGCCCUGGGCCAGAGGCUGCCUGGAGACGUCGAGCCGGAAGAGUGGGAUGGGUUCCACGAUUUGAUCGUGAUCGACGAGAUUGCCAGGUGUGGCUACUUGGGCGUGAUAUGGGCGUUGAGUUGCGGAAAUUCGAUCGGCGCUCCGCCUUUGAUAAACUUUGGGAACGAUGAACAGAAGGCGAGGUUCUUGCCAGACGUGAUUGCUGGCAGGUCGCGGUUUUGUCUUGGUGUGACGGAGCCCGAUGCCGGGUCUGACGUGGCAGGCAUCACAACGACGGCGGAGCGUCGCGGAGAUGUGUACAUUGUAAACGGAGCGAAGAAGUGGAUCACAAACGCCAUAUUCGCCGACUACUGCACCGCCGCGGUACGCACAGGUGGACCAGGCCGCGCGGGAGUAUCUGCUCUCAUAAUACCGCUCAGUUCGGCCGGUGUGAAAUGCAGCAAGAUCGAGAAUUCGGGCGUCAACGCCAGCGGCUCCACAUACAUCGAGUUUGACGAUGUCACGGUGCCGGCGUCGAAUCUCCUUGGCAAGGAGAACCGAGGCUUCGAUAUCAUCAUGUCGAAUUUCAACCAUGAACGACUCUGGCUGGCAUGUACAUCCCUUCGCAUGGCGCGAGUUUGCAUCGAAGAUGCUUAUGCCCAUGCGCUCAGAAGAGAAACUUUCGGCAAGCCCUUGAUUGCGAACCAGGUGAUCUCGGCUAAAUUCGCGGAUUUUGCCCGUGACGUCGAACCGGCAUAUGCAUAUCUGGAGUCAAUUGUGUACUUGACCGAGCAUGAGCGAAAGAGAAAGGCCCAAAACCUCAACCUUGGAGGGAUGAUCGCCACUCUAAAGACCAGCGCGGGGCGAGUACUGGAGCGCGUCAACCGGGAUGCGCAGCAGAUAAUGGGCGGAGCAGGGUAUUCAAGGACCGGUAAGGGUGCUAGAAUCGAGCAGAUUAGUCGAGAUGUUCGGGUUAUGGUGGUGGGCGGAGGCAGCGACGAGAUAUUGAGCGACCUUGCAGUCAAGCUGGAGACAAAAGAAUUACAAAGGUUGUCUCGUCCGUCGAGCAAAUUGUGA